UUCGGGAAAAGUUGUAAGAAAUGAAAUGGCUAAUGGCGCUAUGACGGGUGAUGGAUGGCGCCGAGAAAAAAGGUUAUGAAAUCCGCUUCAUAAUUCAAACACAGCAUCUUAGGUAUUACAACUUCAACUUCUAUACUCAUAAACAAUUAAUCUUAAUAGCCCUCAUUUAAGGAUAUAAAAUAUGAACUCCGGAUACGCUAGGUAGUGACUAGCAACUAAAGAGGAUAUCCAUUCCGUCAACCUGAAAGCCCUGAAUUUCAUCAUCAAACAAAAGCCAUUCUAAACCGAGGGUUCGGCGUUAAAUGACAACGAAAACAGUCGAGUACCUGAUGAUACGCAACUUCGGCCGUUAGAUUCCCCUCAAUAGAUGCAGAUACAAUCGAAAUAAAAUGCAAAUGCAUGUUACGUCUCAGAAGAUGUAAUGCACUCUACAACCGUCCAUUGAUCCGACAUAGACGGGGAAAAUGCAGCGUGGACGCGUGCGAUGCGAUGGGUGAUAAUUGCUCCAAAUUGCGCCAUCGAUGUUCGCGGGCCUAUUUCCAAGUCUUGUUGACCGAACAUAAAGAUGCAAGUAGGAGCCUAGUCCAACUCCGCUUGUGAUUACGAGGGGAUCAAUCCAAAUGUUAUGGCGACCGUUACUUAUGUUACCCCUGCGGCUGUGAAGCCCCCAGGGCAGCCCGACAUCUCAUAUGCACCAGACUUUAGGAAAUAUGAAGCCCGAAGAGAUGGUCGAAUCAAGUCCGGAGGCUUGCCAACGGAACUUCCUAAAGGACUGCCCAAACAGCUAACUGGAAAGCUCGUAUGGGAGGGUGACUCGCUUGCGAAAGAGUACGAUUGGACAUAUGUGCUCAAGCAGGAUCAACUUGAUGAAAUAGACAUCGCCGUGAAACAUUUCAAAUCCCUUGACUUACCCCUCGGCUACGUGAGCCAGGAGACCUUUCCGCUGCCGAAGCUGCAUUCUGAGCUACGGAAAUUAUCUGAUGAGCUCCAUAAUGGACAUGGCUUUUUCGUAAUUCGAGGUGUCCCCGUCGACAAGUAUAGUCGGGAAGAGAAUAUAAUCAUUUAUGCGGGACUAUCGGCGCAUAUUGCGCCUAAACGGGGUCGCCAGGACAGCAAGUAUGAAGACAAGCCUGCGGCCGUCACGCUGUCUCAUAUCAAAGACCUGAGUGGUCCCGGCCGUAGCGAAAUAAUCGGUAGCCCGGCUUUUACUACCGACAAGCAGGUAUUUCAUACGGAUUCCGGUGAUAUCGUUUCUCUAUUCGCCCUCGAAACCGCUGCCGAAGGCGGCGCAAGUAAGCUUGCGAGCACAUGGCGAGUAUAUAACGAGAUCGCUCGUACCCGCCCUGAUCUUAUUCACACAUUGACGGAGAAUUGGAAUCCGGAGAACUUCGGUAAUCAUGAACAACCAUAUACGUCAAGACCUAUCAUGCACUAUCAACCGGCUACUGAAUCGACACCGGAACGUGUGAUUCUACAGUAUGCUCGUCGAUCAUUCGUCGGGUUUGGUGCUCUGCCUCGAAGUCCAAAUAUCCCACCCAUCACCGAAGCCCAGGCGGAAGCCUUAGACACAUUACACUUCCUUGGAGAGAAAUUCUGCGUCGACACAUAUUUCCAGAAGGGUGAUAUCCAGUAUGUCAACAACUUAGCUUUGUUCCACGCUCGGGACGGGUUUAAGAACGAAGGCGAUAAGCAGCGACAUCUGUUACGCUUCUGGCUACGUGACCCCGAGAAUGCAUGGGAAACGCCGGAUGUGCUGAAAGAGAGAUGGGCUUUACUUUAUGAUGAUAGAGCGCCAGAAUCUGAAGUUCUGCCGCUGGAACCCUAUAUUCGAACUGCAGGUAAUAAGAGUGGUCGAGUGGGUGGAUGAUCUUGGCUGAGACAAACUCCAACACCGGUAUAUCUAUAUAAACCAGCAAGAUUAAACACACGCCGGCAUACGACCAAUAGUAUGGUGAAAUUCGGUUUCCGUCGGCUUUUAUUCAAACUCCGAGGAUUAAAUUGAAAGGUAACGCAAAAUGAGAUUUGUGCCAUGUUGCAAAUACAAUCCCGUAUCAAUACAGCCAACAAGUCUGCUAUUCGAGAGACUCGGCGGCAUACUUGGUAUCACUUGGCGUACAUAUCGUGUAGCUGAAAAUGAUACACCCAAUAAAGGUCUUCCUCCGUACCCAGGUGGUCAUCGAAAUAAUUUGGGAACGUCGGAAUGCUUUGGCUUCAAUACGGCGACCGAGACUCGUUACCAAAACAUACGCACCCACGUUUUCUAAGCGCUACCAACGCUCUAGCCCAUGUAAGGAUUCGCAUGGCGUACGAUUCUUUGUUUUAAUUACCUGAAUUCUUGUUUGCCUUCGAGCGUAAUUCAACCGUUCCAGGAUUGUUCUGUAGCAUCGGGCCCAUGACCGGCAUGGUUGUCAUGUUCAGCCAGUAUUGCGUGAUUCUCGGCCCCUCUCACCUAGGAAGGUUCCCGUACGGAUCUUAUCCAGUCUCCAAAGCCGUCUGAGAUGACCGUCUGGAUAU
Messenger RNA from Daldinia caldariorum, 2514 nucleotides. RefSeq names its product Clavaminate synthase-like protein. The record is from RefSeq and is a predicted model, not a curated record. Bases 626 to 1867 code for a protein of 413 amino acids. Gene Ontology annotation, molecular function: oxidoreductase activity. NCBI's taxonomy places the organism in Eukaryota, Fungi, Ascomycota, Sordariomycetes, Xylariales, Hypoxylaceae. The transcript is spliced from 5 exons.